AUGGCCACACCUCACAUGGCUCGCAUUCCGGAUGGGCUCGAAAAGAAUCCCUACUGCUCUCCGUGUGCCCCAGCCCUUUCGGGCACUCACUACCCUGCUUAUCUCAUGCGAACAUCUGAGCCUUUUUGCAUCUUGCGCGUUGUUCUCAGGACGGAUUCUGAUCCAUGUUGCUUCGGAUUUCCCAACCUCGAAAAAAUAACGAUUGAUGCGCAUUAUUGCAGCCCAGCCAGCAUCUGGUCCGACAUCUUUGACUUUCUCACCUACACCAAGUUAGAGCACAUGAGUCUCAUCGAGAGUUGUCAUGAUGAUCACUGCGUGCAGCACCACAUGCUUUCAUCCUUCACCCUCCAUCGCCUCUUAGCACGCCCUGCUGCUCUCGCAGAUCUCGAGACCCUCGUCAUCCACACCUCACAUGUCAUAGCCAUCACAAUCCAAGACACUGACAUUGCCACGCUUGUUCGCGCAUGUCCACGCCUCCAGUUCAUUGACCUAGCAAUGUGUAACCCACCCAUAUCCCUGUAUGCCCUGGCUUACCUCGUGGGGCGGUGUCAUGAGCUGUACAACGUCGCGCUCUGCUUAGACGUGCGACUCGAUGCUCUCUGUGCGGCACCUCUGGAGGACGACGAUCAAGUUGUUCUACGACCAAACAUGUGCCUAACCAGUCUGCACGUUGGGGCGUCACCCAUCGCAGCCGCUGGCCCACUGGAUUCGCCGACUGCACCAGACCUGAUGAGGUCAAUCCCACGGUUCCUACACAUAAUCCCACCAAUGCUUGUGAAAGUUAUGGUGUUGAUAGUCUGGCCGGAUUUUGGGCGGAAUCGUGAUCGGUUUUCCAAUUGGGAGAGGUGGGAUAAGGUGUCUCGAGUCUUGUCAGAGAUGGUGCAAAUGGAUAGUGACCGAUAG
This is a messenger RNA of Suillus subalutaceus, 903 nucleotides long. RefSeq lists its product as uncharacterized. The record is from RefSeq and is a predicted model, not a curated record. The transcript has a single exon. Lineage: Eukaryota; Fungi; Basidiomycota; Agaricomycetes; Boletales; Suillaceae. Bases 1 to 903 code for a protein of 300 amino acids.